UUAUUUAAAUAUUUUUAUUUAUUUUACAAUUUAUCGAUACGAAACAAAUAUUAUCCAACUAAACUAACUCAAAAUGUCCGACGAAAGUAUUUCAAAUAAGGAAGAUACUGAAAACCUGUUAUACAUCGCCAGAAAAUUACAAAUUGGCGACGAUUCUUAUGGGGAAGGUCAUCCUUAUAUGCGAGAGUCUGUGAACUCUGAAGGAUCUGUAUCUACGUCAGUAGAAAACCUCACAGCGUCUCAAGUGGAGCUAUUGGACACUUUGGAUCAUAGUUUAGGACCACAGAUAUUUAAUGAUUCCAGAGUUAUGGCCAAAACACAACCAUUUGAAAUUAUAUGGUCUUUUGGAAUGAACUGGAAAGUAAACAUUGUUAAUCUUACUAAAGAAGGCAGGAACGAAGUAUUUUAUAGCAGUUCCAAUGUUCCAAUAAUAUAUAAUUAUUGUAAUCAAACUUUGGUCCAUUUAGGAUGUCAUCAUAAUUCAAUAACGUACAUAUCAGCAGAUGACCAAGGAAGAUGGUUGGUAACAGCUGCUGCCAAAGAAGGUUUUGUGCAUAUCUGGGAUUGGGAAAGGAAGAUUGAAAAUGAGAAACAAACGCCGGUAUGGUCAAUGUUCGCUGUCUAUGGAAACCGUGGGGUAAAUAUGGCAAAGAUAAGUCCAAGUGCCAGAUAUUUAAUUACUAUAGGGCCUAUUAAAGAAGACACUUAUUCGGUGGAUAUGUGGCUUUGGACGUUGGGGAACGAUAUUCCUGAAGAUUCGUAUAAAGUUUCUAAUGUUCAUGGAUCCCCCGUUCAAAUUUGUUUUAAUCCUAACAUUGAAGAGCAUAUUAUGGUUGUUUUUUCGAAGCAGAUAUUUUUAUUACAGUGGGACAUCGAAAAACAAAAAUUCUCGUUUAUAGUAACACCCACAUUAAUGCAUAAGAAUAAAAUAGGAUAUUUGACAGGUGGAACUUAUGCUGAUUCUUGCCAUGAAUGUUAUACCAGUAGUAAUAAAGGCUGUAUAACUAUAUUCCGCAAUACCCUAUACGCUAAACGAUUCGAAGAAGGAGAAUUGGACAAUUCGAAGAUAUUCAUUGGUUCCAGCAAAGUCUCUAUGGUAGCACUUGAAUGUUGUACGACUGUUGAUGGGUUAAUUGUGACUGGAAAUGCAAGAGGAGAAAUAUAUUUUUUUAAUAAACGAGUCGAAAUUCUGUACUGGCUGCGAGAUUUCAACUUGGGAGCAAUCGUUUCAAUCAGCUUCAACUUGAAUCCCAAAUUAAAAAUUCAAGAUCUUAAUAAAUAUUUUAUAACACCUUCUAAAGAAGACGGUGGCAUUUUUAACUGCGAUUUUAACGAUAUGGCAGAAGAACUAGAACUUCUAUUCGAACAAGAGUUACCAACAGAUGCCUCCACGAAAAGGGAGCCAUUUAUUGUCAGAGACUUUUUUGUCGCAACGUCACAAUCAAAUAUAUAUGCAAUAGAUGUAGUAAAACAUACUUGUACUCCCAUAUUCCAUACUGCUGGAGGAUAUGUAACAGCUAUAGAAGUUCACGAAGAAUCAAACCACAUAGUAAUUGGUUAUUCCACUAAUAGAAUACUUCUAAUGGAAUAUGAGAAAAAUAUUGUCAUAAGUGAAUGUAUACUGCCUAAAUAUGAAGAAGAGAUCAAUAGUGUUAUAUCGUGUAUAAAAUAUAGUGUUAAAUCAUACCAUUUAGUAUGCGGCAAAACCAAUGGUGAAGUUUGGAUACUGGAGCCAAUUUUGUUAACCCCUAGAGUAGUUGAACCAUUUCAAGUUACAAAGAACAAAGUUGUAAAGAUUAAAUUCUCUGAAAAUCCAAUUCAGUUUGCGUAUUACGAUGAUAAAAGUACGGUAUGUUUGUUUUCCUAUAGCACUGAAAAUAGUAAAUGGAAAUUUAGAGGAAAGAUAAGAGCUCAUUAUCAAGAGAUAACCGAUAUAAUGUUUCUACCAAAGGCGCCUUCAAAACUAUGCACCAUUGCUAAAGAUCGUCAUUUGGUACAGUACAAUAACAAUGAUGUUGACACCGAAGACUUUAACAUUGAAAGUACAAAUAGAAUAGAACAAACUGCAGUACCGAUGUGUUUCAUGUACUGGACUUCUGAAUCUAAUUCUAAGCAUACUGGAUACAUUAUCAUUGCUGAUAAUAAGCACAAACUCAAAUUUCUAUAUCCGGAUACUAAGGUUCCGAAAUCACUAGUACUCGCUCCAGCUUUUGGAUGUUUCAAAAAUCAACUUAUAAGGAAAAUGAGUAUAUUACCCAAUACACAUUCAAGAUACAUGAUAUUCUGCACUGAUAGACAUUUUGGUAUACAAAUUCUGCCUCCAGAUGGAAAUCCUUAUAAGUAUAUUGGCCACUUGGGACACCCUGAGAAGAUUCAAGACUUUGCUGCCUCAAACGAUGGAAAGUAUGUAUUUACCUUUGGCGUUAAUGACCAUUGUGUUUUUAAAUGGAGCGUGAACAUAAAUGCUGUGGAAACUAUGAAACAUCUCGGGGGAAAAGAACUAGAACCAUUCUACUGUCUUAUAGAAGGAGGCUACCACGGAUGGUUAUUUCACGAAAUAAAAGAUCUGUUUUAUUAUAUGCAAAUUUUGCAACAAGAAAAUAUAGAUUUACCACGGAGAGUAACAGAUAGUAUCCUGAUUACUGAAAUACCCGAUCUGUUUAGAACUAUUGGAUAUUAUCCAUCAGAUUUUGAGCUAGAAAACAUGAUAAUUGACGUAAAGUACAGGAAUAUGGACGAAACCAACAAAAUGAAUGAAGAUAUAAAUUUCAUAGACUUUGUAAAAUUGUACUGUAACUAUAAACCAGUAUAUGGUUACGCAAAUGAUGACAUUGAAGCCGCUUUCAACUUGCUUGUUAAAUAUCUGAACCCGUAUUAUGCAAAGGCUCACUCCAUUAGUAAGAAUGAUCUGAUUGAUCUUCUUACCUCCGGAGGAGAACCCUUUACUACUGGAAGCCUUUUGAAAUGCUUUAAAACCUUAAUGCGAGUAGAUACCUUUGAAGAAGGGUUUGCAUUUUUACCUGACGACAUAAACUUUCAAACAUUCUUUGAAGAUAUUCUUGGCAUUGAUAUGCACCGAGAAGGAAUCAUGGACAUAGAAAGCUCUGACGAGGAAGAAGUAGCUAUUACAAAGAAUGCUACCAUAACGGUGCCACUUAAUGAAUAAAAUAAAGGAAUUAAUAAAUAUUUUAUUUUUAAUAA
Diabrotica virgifera virgifera (western corn rootworm) is the source of this 3201-nucleotide messenger RNA. Its product is annotated as cilia- and flagella-associated protein 251-like. The coding region runs from base 74 to 3166 and encodes 1030 amino acids. The transcript is spliced from 20 exons. NCBI's taxonomy places the organism in Eukaryota, Metazoa, Arthropoda, Insecta, Coleoptera, Chrysomelidae. Gene Ontology annotation, cellular component: motile cilium. Gene Ontology annotation, molecular function: protein binding. The record is from RefSeq and is a predicted model, not a curated record.